UAGACUAUAAAGAUAUGGUCAAGUGAACUUGGCUUUCUCUUCUCUCAGCUUUGACUUAUGAGAUUGAGCUGCCUUGAUCGUCGUGCACCGCCAUCGGCCAUCGCUGUCAUCAAGCCAGAAGGUGUACUGUGUGCAUCUAAAGUUGUACAUCCUUUUUAAUUUCGAGAUUCUCCGGAAAUUUGAGCAAUUCCUCCCUCUCAUCUUCCUUCCUCUUUUUCACCGGUUAACAAGAAUUAUGAAUCCGAACACUGAUAAGUUGGUGCGAAGAACAACAAUGGUGGCCACAGUUACCGCCGGUUAUUUUCUUCUAACCGCUGAUUAUGGCCCCGAGCCUAAUGUUCUUGAUCCCAUCAAGAAUGCCAUACAAUCUGGGGAACAAGCGGUCAAAAAUUUCUUCUUUGGAUCGAAGGGAGGAGUCCAAGAAGCCGAGAAACCAACAUCUGAUGCUGCGUCAGGGAAACAUCCUUAAUCUUUCAGAGAACAUAGCCAGAUUCUCCUCUGGUUUUCCAAGGUUCUUGUGGUGUUUUUACUCCUAAUUUCCCUUAGAAUGCAAACCUUGAUGAACCACCAGUAGUACUGAUGUAGAUGUAAAUCUUGGGUUGCGUACUAUGUAAAAUCUUGUUGGUUAGAUUUUUCUUAUAACCUUGUUAAACAUGAUUAGUUACAUUUCUUUUCUGUUUAGUUACAUGUUUUUUUUU
Messenger RNA from Helianthus annuus (common sunflower), 698 nucleotides. RefSeq lists its product as uncharacterized. The record is from RefSeq and is a predicted model, not a curated record. Bases 236 to 469 code for a protein of 77 amino acids. The transcript is spliced from 2 exons. NCBI's taxonomy places the organism in Eukaryota, Viridiplantae, Streptophyta, Magnoliopsida, Asterales, Asteraceae.